Cornus florida is the source of this 2650-nucleotide messenger RNA. Its product is annotated as protein LNK1-like. Bases 256 to 2286 code for a protein of 676 amino acids. NCBI's taxonomy places the organism in Eukaryota, Viridiplantae, Streptophyta, Magnoliopsida, Cornales, Cornaceae. The transcript has 8 exons. Gene Ontology annotation, biological process: regulation of DNA-templated transcription; circadian rhythm. The record is from RefSeq and is a predicted model, not a curated record.
AAAAUUUUCAAAGCCAGCACGUUUCAAGCCUCUCUCUGGAACUUCCCAGAUUUGUCUCUCUAAAAGCAUCCAAAUUAGGGUUUUCUCUCGCUGCUUUGGGACGAAAAAGUUUUGGAUUUUCGGAGAGGUGCGUAGUCUUCCGGCGUGCUGUUCGUUUUCUGGAUAACGGAGAAGGAGACGAUUUGUAUACCCGAUAUGACAUCUGUUCAGACAAUUGCUUGUAUUUUUAGUGCUGGAUAGAGGAAAAUUCAAGGAAUGUCUGACUUGUGCAUGUAUGAGCUUGAAGAUAUUGGCUGGCAAGAAUUUGGACAGGAGGAUGAUCAUAUAGUGCCUCAUCCUGAUGAUAAACAUGAGAGUGAAAUUAGCCAUACGAAAUCUCAAUAUGAAGUAAUUGGUGUUUCAAGUAGUGAUGGUUACCAGUGUGCUGCUAAUUAUGUUACUCAGGUAAAGGAGGAAGGAGACUUUUCAACUUGUAAGAACAGGAGGAAUAAAAUGUUGGAAAAGGAUUCAUGGGCACACACACCUGAAGGUGUGUCUCCUGCUUCAUGUGAUGGUGAAUCAAUCAAAGAAGAGUCAAGUUUAUCUGAUAAUUCUAGGAUGCCAAGUCAUUGCUUCAAAAGCAGCAAUGUAGGUUCAGUUUGCAGUGAGUUUUGUGCCGAUGAUCCUAUCAAUGGUGACAGGUCUGCAGCAGUUGACAAUAAUUCCUAUUGUUAUCCACUUGAUCACGAUUCUCAAACUGACAAAGAUCUCAGUUUUCUUGUUAAUGAUUGUGAGGACAAAGAAUCUAGUGAUCUCUUCUAUUAUGAGUGGCCGGAUAUAGAGAACUUUGAGGAUGUUGACAGGAUGUUUAGUGGUUGUGACACAACAUUUGGGCUUGGGGAUGUUGGUAACGAAGAUGACCUUGGUUGGUUUUCAUCAUCACAUGCUAUUGAAGGAUCUGAUGAUUUAUUAAAAUCAGAUUUCAAGUUUUCUUGUCCAGAAUCAAGUCCAUCAAAAAAUAUACCAGAACACUCGUAUAAACUGGAUAAUUCAAGUUCUGUAAUCAGUGAUUUCAACAUGGAAAAUGCACCUGUUAGCUAUAAAUCUAGUUAUCAAACAUCAAAGGAUUACGAGUCUGCUGCUCUUGAUCACUUGCCUUUCAUGAAUGUGUCUGAUUUGACAUCUGAAAGCAAGGAUGAGUUUACACAGAAAGAGCAGAUCAAUUCGCAUAAAAAGCAUUCAAAGCACCACAACCAAUCAGUAGGAAGAAGGAAAGGCCGAUGCUUAGAGAAUGGUGGUUCAUAUCAUCAUAGUGGAAAGCUGCAAUCUAAAGACACAAAGCUUCCUUCUCAGGAUUCAUCUUGUCCAGUUUUUCCCUCCCCAGGCGUUAGGCAACAAACGCAAAACAUGAGACUUGAUUCUUUUGGUCACUUGCGGACCCAUAAUCCUUAUAUACAUCCAGACAUCCGUCAUCGUUCGAAUCAAAUUUCAGUCAGCCCUGUUCUUUCUGCUGUCAAAUACAAAAAUAAUGGUCUAGCAUCUCUCUCCCAGAAGGAGUCUUCUUACGCAUCAAAUCAAGUGCAGUCUGUGGAGAGAUCCCAUGAUUAUUCAUUUGAGGCCCCUGCUAUGGAAGUAAAUGAGAAGAGGAAAAAACCAUUUCUCAGACAAGGAUUUCAAACCUCGUGUAGAAGUAACCAUAAACACACAGAUUCGGUGGUUCAGGCUGCACCUUGCAGUCCAAUUUCAGUUUGGAAGAGACAACAUUCUGAAAAUGAAGUUGAGAAUCCCAGUGACGCUGAAGAAGUUAGCAUGGGAAUUUCAGCAGAAUUAGAGUUUACAAAUGUACAGGAUAGCUCUUGCUUGAGCUCUGAAUUGAAUGAAAUCUCACAAGAAGCAACUAGUUUUCGCCAGCUUCAACAUGUCAUGGAACAGUUGGACAUAAGGACAAAAUUAUGCAUAAGGGAUAGUCUAUAUCGCUUGGCUAGGAGUGCUGAGCGAAGGCAUAACUGUGCAAACCUGAAUGGCGGCAGCAGAGAUGAUACUGGUGGAGCGUUGAUGGAUGAAGGAACAAAUAAGUGCAAUGGAUUCAUGGAUAUAGAAACUAAUACAAAUCCUAUAGAUCGGUCUAUUGCACACUUACUGUUUCACAGGCCCUUAGACUCAUCUGUAAUGCCUGCACAUGAUGCUUUGUCAAACAAGUCACAUAUGGUUCAUGGGUUGAUCGCUAGUCCACCUGUGAAGGCUGAGAACCUGGUUUGUCAGGAAGAAACUGCAGCUGAAGCAGAUAAAAAGGUCGCUGAUCAGUGACGGCAAACAACAAAGAAUCAUUAGCUGCAGCAGAGUUGUAAGAAAAUAUAUCUACUUCGAACUAUGUGCAUGAUCAUGUAUAAAAGAAACAUUUUAGAGGCCCUAACAUAGAUGUCAGGUUUGGUUCCGUGUUUUAGAUGUCAUAUAUUAGAUCUGUUUUCAAGUCUAUGUUGGUGAAUAUCCUUGUAUCAGUUUCUAAGAUGGGCUGUUUAUCUGCUCCUUUCACCCAAAUAGCAGCUGUUGUUUAUGCCAACUUUUUGUGGACAUGGUAUAUUUCACUGUUAUGAGUUAUUCGAUCUAGCACUCUGCUUCGCACCUGUUGAUUGGUUCUAAAUAUAGUGAGGAUGUGAUUCAUCAUCUUUGA